GUGUGUGCUUCUUUUCUUCUUCACAUCUUCACUGAUUUCUGUAUUUUGGACUGAAAAUUUCUUCAAAUCGCUGAGGUAAUCAGUUGGGUUUAGUUUACAGAGUCGAUCCAAGUAAUCAAGAGCAGUGUGCGCCAUUUUUUUUCUCAUUUUUGGCUCCUGAAAGACGCCGGUUUUCAAUAGAAGAAGAAGAAGAGAGAGUGGGGAAGGUUCGUCUCUGUUGGAAGUUAGAAAUGCUGAGAAACCAGCGAUUAUACGGGGAGUGGGAUCCGAUCGGGAAAUCGCUGGUGGUUUGAUGGAAGGGGUAAUUAGAGGGUUAUUGACUCACGCAUCGUUUGAUGGAGGUGAAGGCCUUGCGGAGAUCUCCGGCUACGUCGCAAUCGAGAUUUCAGACCUCCUUUCUGUUAGCAGCGCUUCUUUACGAGAUAUUACUGUUCCUGGUUUGGACUGAAGGUGCCAAUGCUAAUUCCCAAGUGAACCAGCUGCAAGGGCAAGGACUUGAAAGGGGUAAUAAGGAAGUUCUCUCACAUUCAUGCAUUCAUGAUCAGAUACUUGAACAGAGGAGGCGACCCGGUCGCAAUGAGUAUUCAGUCACUCCACAAGCUUAUGGGUUGCCUGGUCACUCGAGACAUCUUCAACGUAAGGGAAGGGCAUUGCUUGGAGUAUCAAAACCACUAGAGUUGCAAAAGGAUGCAAGGCAGCCAAUUAGAAUAUAUUUGAAUUAUGACGCUGUGGGCCACUCACCUGAUAGAGAUUGUCGAAGUGUUGGAGGGAUAGUAAAGCUAGGGGAGCCACCUGUGACUUCUGUUCUUGGAACUCCUGCUUGCAAUCCUCAUGGAGAUCCUCCGAUUUUUGGGGACUGUUGGUAUAACUGCACCAUGGAAGAUAUUUCUGGAGAGGACAAGAAGCAUCGUCUUCGUAAGGCUUUGGGGCAGACGGCUGACUGGUUCAGAAGAGCCUUAGCUGUUGAGCCUGUGAAAGGGAAUCUACGGUUGAGUGGAUAUUCUGCAUGUGGACAAGAUGGUGGUGUACAGCUUCCACGUGAAUACGUAGAAGAGGGUGUAGCUGAUGCAGAUUUAGUUCUUUUGGUAACUACAAGGCCUACAACUGGCAAUACUCUGGCAUGGGCAGUGGCAUGUGAGCGUGAUCAGUGGGGCCGUGCAAUUGCUGGUCAUGUGAACGUUGCUCCUCGUCAUUUGACUGCUGAAGCAGAGACAUUACUGUCAGCUACUCUUAUACACGAGGUCAUGCAUGUUCUUGGCUUUGAUCCUCAUGCCUUUGCACAUUUUCGGGAUGAGAGGAAAAGAAGGCGGAGUGAGGUUACUGUACAAGCCAUGGAUGAGAAGUUGGGGCGAAUGGUGACUCGUGUGGUGCUUCCACGUGUUGUCAUGCAUGCACGAUCUCAUUACGGAGCCUUCUCUGAGAAUUUUACUGGUUUAGAAUUGGAGGAUGGAGGAGGUCGUGGCACAUCAGGAUCACACUGGGAGAAAAGGCUUAUGAUGAAUGAAAUUAUGACAGGUUCAGUUGAUACAAGAUCAGUAGUUUCAAAAAUGACAUUGGCUUUGUUAGAGGAUAGUGGAUGGUACCAGGCUAACUAUAGUGUCUCAGACAGUCUCAAUUGGGGUCGCAACCAAGGGACAGAAUUUGUUACCUCUCCCUGCAAUCAGUGGAAGGGGGCGUAUCAUUGUAACACAACACAAUUGUCAGGCUGUACUUAUAACAGGGAAGCUGAAGGGUAUUGCCCAAUUGUAAGUUAUAACGGAGACCUACCUCAAUGGGCUCGCUACUUUCCUCAAGCUAACAAAGGUGGGCAGUCCUCAUUGGCUGAUUAUUGUACCUAUUUUGUGGCGUACUCUGAUGGGUCAUGUACAGACACAAAUAGUGCACGGUCUCCCGACAGAAUGUUGGGUGAAGUGCGGGGAAGUAGCUCCCGGUGCAUGGCUUCAUCUUUGGUGCGAACUGGCUUCGUCCGAGGAUCAAUGACCCAAGGAAAUGGUUGUUAUCAGCAUAGAUGUGUAAACAAUUCAUUAGAGGUUGCUGUUGAUCGUGUGUGGAAAGUGUGCCCUGAGGCUGGUGGACCAGUUCAGUUUCCUGGGUUCAACGGUGAACUGAUCUGCCCUGCUUACCACGAACUCUGUAACACUGUGCGGGUGCCUGUACCUGGUCAAUGUCCCAGUUCAUGUAAUUUCAAUGGAGAUUGCAUUGAAGGAAAAUGCCACUGCUUUCUAGGAUUCCAUGGUCAUGACUGUAGGGAACGCUCCUGCCCAAAUAAUUGUGGCAAGCAUGGAAAGUGUCUCCCUAAUGGAAUCUGUGAAUGUCAAAAGGGGCAUACUGGCAUUGACUGCUCAACAGCCGUUUGUGAUGAACAGUGCAGUCUGCAUGGUGGUGUCUGUGAUAAUGGAAUUUGCGAGUUCCGUUGCUCUGACUAUGCGGGCUAUACCUGCCAGAAUAGCUCCAAGCUCCUUCCGAGUCUUUCAGUUUGCAGGGACGUUCUGGAAAGAGACGCCAUGGGGCAACACUGUGCUCCUAGUGAACCGAGCAUAUUGCAACAGCUAGAAGCUGCUGUGGUCAUGCCCAACUACAAUAGAUUGAUUCCUGGCAGUCGGACAUUAUUUAGCAUCCUAGACAAUGGUUACUGUGCUGCAGCUGCAAAGCGGCUAGCAUGCUGGAUUUCCAUACAAAAGUGCGACAAAGACGGGGACAACAGGCUUCGGGUAUGCCAUUCAGCAUGCCGUUCAUACAAUGCAGCCUGUGGAGCAUGUCUUGACUGCACAGACCAGACUCUCUUCAGCAGUGAGGAGGAAGGUGAUGGGCAGUGCACUGGCUUUGGUGAGAUGAGACCAUGGUGGCUGCGUCGCUUCCGGAACUUCUAUUCCUCAUAGCACAAGUGUUUAGAGAAAUCUGUAAAAUAUAGCCUCUGUAUUUGUCUGUCUUCUGUAAUUUUUCCGAAGGGUUUAAUCUUAGGAAAGGUGACGACGUGCGUUCACCACAAGUAGGUAGGUUCCUUCCACCCUGCAAAAAGUGAAAUCCUUGAAGAAGGAUUGGGUGGUAUUUGUAUGGAGUUUGGGCUUUGAAAGUGAAGUCCAGACGGUAGAAAUUGUAACGAAAGUUGAAAAAGAGGAAGAAGAAAAAAAUUGUUCUUCCGGAAUUGAGAAUGAAAAUCUCAAGGGCUUUUUGAA
Molecule: messenger RNA, 3176 nt
Organism: Macadamia integrifolia
Lineage: Eukaryota; Viridiplantae; Streptophyta; Magnoliopsida; Proteales; Proteaceae
Exons: 17
Coding region: 336-2879 (847 amino acids)
Biological process (GO): cell adhesion; proteolysis
Cellular component (GO): cytoplasm; membrane
Molecular function (GO): metalloendopeptidase activity
Source: RefSeq, a predicted model, not a curated record